AUAUCACUCAUGUGAAAUCUAAAAUAUGAUACGAAUGAACUUAUUUACCAAACAGAAGCAGGCUCACGUGGAAAACAAAGACCACAAGCUUCAUGGUGGCUGAGAUUGCAGGGCCUAGCUCCGAGAAGGCUCAAGCUGACAUUUGUCAGAUGUGGGCAUGAACACAGCGGGCCCCAUCUAAACUUCAUAGCUUCAAAGGCUGCCUCCCUUACCCAUUGAGGCAAUAAUGCUCCCUCUUUGACAAGAGCUCACAUCCUGAUCUUUUGUGCUGUCACUGAUUGUUGCACAACCACUUGGCUCAGCUGACAGGGUGUUCGGGCCAAAGGGCCAGUUAAUAUGAGCUUGUGGCAUGAGUGCAGCCCCAUGCCCCCGGAAUGGGAGGCUGGGCACAGAGCCUCUGGAUCAUGAAGGCCCCUCUCCCAGCUCCUCCACCACCAUCUGCCAAGAUGAUGCCCUGCAGAAUGGGAGCAGGCUGGCCCAAGGCGCCUGGCAGCUCCUGCUCCCGUGUGGGCCCAGCCUGGUGAAAUUCUACCGGCCGCUGCUGGGGCUGCAGGCAGCCAUGACAAACAUGGCUUCCCACUGCCUGCCUGUCUACGUGCUGGGCUUCUGCGUCCUCUGGGGCCGAAGUCUGCAGGUGAUGGGGGCGCUCUUCCUGGCCCGGAAGCUGUGCAUGGAGGUGCUGCUGCCCGUCCAGCAGACCUUGUGGCGGCUGCUGACCAUCACGCGGGGCUGGGGCCUUCAGCUGCUGGCCACCCUGAUGCACAGAGCCUGCCGCUGUGUCCCGUGGCUCCCGCGGCUCUUGCGAUGGGAGGCCCACCUCGCUCUGCUGUCUGUGGCCCAGUGUGCCUACUACAGCCUGGUCGACUUCCACCACGAGCACAGCAAGGCCUUGGAGCUGCUUCCACAGGCUGUGCUGCAGCAGACGGCCGUGUCCCUGCUGCUCCGCUGCCUCGACAGGCUGUGGGUGGCCACGGGGCAGGUGGCCAGGGCCAUGUGGGGCGGUGGCCUGCGGUCCCUGGGAUGGGCCAGGCUGUGCAAGGCACCCUCCAAAGAUCUGGAUGCAGUCACCACCGUCCUUCCAGUGACCACCAUUCCUUUUAGCCAGCGCUUCCCUGGGCCUGACCCGGCCACCCUGAGCGGGCUCAGGCCAGCCUCCAUCAGCCUGUGCCUAGUGGUUGAGGACAAGGACUCCAGCGAGGGAGAAGGAGGCUGCGGUCUGGGGGCCAGCAAGGUGCCCAUUAGUACCAGGUUCCACAGCAGUAGCACAAGCAAGAUGGACUUCAGAUCUUCAUCCAGGCAGGCCCUCGCACUACAAGUCAAGACGACCUGUAUUCUUAUUAUUCUUCUGUAUAUCUACGCCGCGUGUCUCUUUGUGCAGGUCUUUAAAUAAAUGACCACGUGAGAGCCAGC
Odocoileus virginianus texanus is the source of this 1410-nucleotide messenger RNA. The record is from RefSeq and is a predicted model, not a curated record. NCBI's taxonomy places the organism in Eukaryota, Metazoa, Chordata, Mammalia, Artiodactyla, Cervidae.